CACAGCAUCAUCAUUUCUGCCAAACUAUUUCGAACAUCGUACCACCAAUUGGGCUUCUUUGCACGAGACUCGCACAUCAUCGAAAUCUUUUCGUUCUAAAUUAAGAAGAGGGAAGGGAGACAACUGAGACUCAAUAUCAUCCUCAUUCAUUAUGGCAGUAAGUAUCGUUUGAAUCAGUUUUCAAUGCGUGUGUUGAAUGCAACAAAUAAGUGCCUGCGUGCUCGCGUGGUUGUUGUCGAAUGAAUCUCAAUUUGGUUGGUGUUGAGAGAAAGGGUGGUAGAUGGGGGCAUCCAGCGAAUAAAUGGAUGAAGCCUUCAAAAAGUGCGAAUCGAUCCCUAUUUGGCAUAUUCCGACGUUUGGCAAUGCCGACAUGUAGGGAAGCAUCUCCAAACACCAUACGUGCUUUCACGACGAUGAUGAUUCGACUUUUGUUGUGGCAUUGGUGGACAGAAAAGCACAACUACUAUCAUCUCCAAAAGACCUUAGAGCAUCCAUACCAUUCAAUAAGUCGAGUUACCAUUCGUCAAGGAUGGAGAAAAUGAACCUGAGCACCCAGAACAGAAGUGUCAAUGUCAUAACUUCUCGCCUUCGAUCUGCUGCCGUUUCCAAUGAAAUGUUUCUUGGUCCAAUAAGGAAACCCAAAAGACCUGUUGCAGCGAGAUCUAAUCCAGAUUUACUAAUCAAAUGUUUCGCAACUUAAAAACGCUUUUUCCCGAAAAACAGCUCUCUCAAAAUGAUCGAUCAAAUGAAUUGGAGAUACUAAAUUUGAUAGGCGAAGGGAGUUUUGGAGCUGUGUAUCGCGCCACACACAGGUCGACGGGGGCUGUGGUAGCUGUAAAAGUAAUCGUCAAUGCCAGUAGUUCCAAAAGUGAAGAGGAAAAAAUAAAAGGGGAGAUAGAGAUUCUCAGCCGAUGCGACUCUCCUUACAUUGUUGGCUACUUCGAAUGUUUCAUAAAACCAGCUACAUCGAAACCCGGCGAAAUGUGGAUCGUCAUGGAGUAUUGUGAAGGAGGUAGUAUGACCGAUAUAUUAGAGGCGAAUGCUGGUUACUCACUACCUGAAGACUGUAUUCGAGAGGUUUGCGCGUCUAUUGUCUUGGGCUUGGAGUACCUUCACGGUGUAGCAAAUGUUUGUCACAGAGAUAUCAAAUGCGGCAACGUUUUAUUGACCAGGUGAGUCCUAUCCCUUCCUCUAUUGGAGUAAACGCCACGAAGUGAACCCAUUCUCACAAUUGCCGAUGCUUACAGUGACGGACAUGUGAAGCUUGCUGAUUUCGGAGUUUCGGCCGAAUUGAGUAAUACAUUAAACAAACGAAAGACGGUUGUAGGAUCUCCUUAUUGGAUGGCUCCCGAGGUCAUUCGGGAGUCUCACUACGAUGGUAGGGCAGAUGUUUGGUCCCUUGGUAUAACAUGCAUCGAAAUGGCCGAGGGAGCACCACCCCAUGCUAACUUGCACCCACUGCGAGCUAUUUUUGUUAUUCCGACGAAGCCAGCACCCACUCUAGCCGAUCCAGACAAUUGGUCACCCGAUAUGUUGGAUUUUGUUAGAGCUUGCUGUCAGAAAGAUGCUAGCCAGCGACGUGAUUCUGCUUCGUUGGCAACUCAAGCAUUUAUCCGUAAAGAUGUGAUGGCACUUCGAGCAAUGCAUGCAGGGGAAGUACCAACGGUUGAUGCCGAUGCUAAGGCAAAAUACAGGAAGCUUGCCGAAUCCCAGAACUCAAAACCUGGGUUGCCUGCUCUUAGAAGAGUUAUGGAGCGGAUGAGGAAAAAACUGGAUCGUGUGAAGAAAAAACGAGGGGAAGAAACCGCUAAGAACACAGAAUCAAGGAACGAUACAGGGAGUGCAAUAUCUCGAAAUUCGAGUGCACCUCAAACUAACGGUCAAUUGGGACCUCUGGAUAUGAGUAACCAAGCGACCCUUGCAAUAUCGUCGAGGAAUGUCUCGGAAUAUAACACAGGAGAUUCGCCGCUCCCUAACGGUAGUGGACCAUCGCCUGCUGGAAUUUUUACUCCUGAUACUUUGAAUUAUGGCCUUUCGUCUGCUAUGGAUUUUGACCCGAAGUUACUCGAGGACAAUAAAUUUCGGAAGGAUAUUGAGAAACUCUCGCGAGUCUUUGAAACAAAGCUAGCUGCUUUGCGUACAGCGCACGAAUUCGCACAACACAAACUUGUUGCCGAAGCCCAAAUACGAAAUAAUAUUCCAAUUGAUGUGAUGGCCUUGAUGGAACAGGCGCACAGGGGAAAUGCCAAGGACGAUGAGAGCCGCAAAGCCCUAGACGACGCCAAAGACAUAGGGAUGAUAAAAGAAGUUGUUCAAAUGAAGAAUCAGAUGAAGUCCAAUCGGAACACAAGUUCGGAAAGGGUCUUGUUAAUGGAUCAAUCGAUAUGAAAAAUUCUAAAUAAUAAAUUGAAAGGAAAGCUUUCAAGACACGAAAUGAAUUGCCUGCAAAAAUCUUUGAGUACACCACUUUUCGUUUCGUUGAAAAGUACAUCUGGCAGCGAGUUAAAUUGCGUGAUUGGCAACUGUCAUCAGAUGGAUACAAUGAGAUAGAAAUGUUUUUUCGCCGUGAGGAACUAAGUACGGUGAGAAUAAGCAGUCGUCCCAGCAAUGAUUGAUUCUCACAAGUACAAAUUUAUGGAAAUAUGCUCUAGCGUGCGCUAAGAUGUUCCUUUGAUUUUACGAAGCUCUAUUGGAGCAAACUAUUCUGUUGGAAGAAUGAAUUGAUGAAAACAAUUAUGAUAAUAAUUAUUACAUUUCACC
Pseudo-nitzschia multistriata is the source of this 2760-nucleotide messenger RNA. The record is from the annotation of a GenBank genome assembly. NCBI's taxonomy places the organism in Eukaryota, Bacillariophyta, Bacillariophyceae, Bacillariales, Bacillariaceae.